AUGAAGUCUACUAUGAUCCUCGCCUUGGCUAGCAUUGCCAUUGCGGCUCCCACCCGCACCAUCGAGAACCGCCAGCUGUCCGGUCUGGGUACCAGCAGUGGACUGGGUGCCCUUGAGUCUCUCUUUCCAGGACUCUCGGGCUCCAGCAGCAGUUCCGACAGCUCAAGCUCCUUGAGCAGUGGAUUGGAUGCCCUGAAGGGUCUUAUCCCAGGACUGUCGAGCUCUAGCAGUGGCACCAGCAGCUUGGCAGGCAAUGGACUUAGCAGUCUCACCGGUUUGAGUAAUAUCUCCAACCACCCCGGUAUCCGAAACCCCAGUACUAAAGGUCAAUUUCUAGGCUCAGGCUCUUCAACCGAGAACGGCGUGACCCAGAAUGCCGGUUGCAAGGAGUACACGCUCAUCUUUGCGCGUGGAACUACCGAGCUGGGUAACAUGGGCUCAGUCAUUGGACCCCCUCUCGCGACGCAGUUGAACUCUCUCACUGGCGACAAGGUCACCGUGCAGGGUGUUGAUUAUCCAGCGGAUGCAGCGGGCAACGCACUGAUGGGCGCAUCCGGCGGCCCCGCGAUGGUCAAGCUCGUCCAGCAGGCUCUCAGCCAGUGCCCUAAGACCAAGGUCUUGCUGGGCGGAUACUCCCAGGGUGCCAUGGUCGUCCACAAUGCGGCUAGCAGCCUCGCUGCCGGCCAGAUUACCGCUGCCGUUCUCUUCGGUGACCCAUUCAAGACCCAGAGUGUCGGUAAGGUUGCCAGUGAUAAGGUUAAGGAGUUCUGUCACGUUGGUGACCCGGUAUGCUUGAACGGAGCAGAUGUAAUGGCGCACAUUACUUAUGGCACUGAUGCUGAGACGGCUGCGAAGUUUUUGAUUCAAGCUGCCGGCGCUUCCACUUCUUCGUAG
This is a messenger RNA of Penicillium expansum, 894 nucleotides long. Its product is annotated as carbohydrate esterase family 5 protein. Gene Ontology annotation, biological process: carbohydrate catabolic process. Gene Ontology annotation, molecular function: cutinase activity. NCBI's taxonomy places the organism in Eukaryota, Fungi, Ascomycota, Eurotiomycetes, Eurotiales, Aspergillaceae. The record is from RefSeq and is a predicted model, not a curated record. Gene Ontology annotation, cellular component: extracellular region. The transcript has 2 exons. The coding region runs from base 1 to 894 and encodes 297 amino acids.